This is a messenger RNA of Polyodon spathula (Mississippi paddlefish), 7280 nucleotides long. Its product is annotated as kinase suppressor of Ras 2-like. Lineage: Eukaryota; Metazoa; Chordata; Actinopteri; Acipenseriformes; Polyodontidae. Gene Ontology annotation, biological process: protein phosphorylation. Gene Ontology annotation, molecular function: protein kinase activity; ATP binding. The coding region runs from base 84 to 2951 and encodes 955 amino acids. The record is from RefSeq and is a predicted model, not a curated record. The transcript has 24 exons.
GUUCAUGUAUUUAUUUAUUUUUAUUAACGCAAUUUACAACAACAACAAAAUUAAAUAAAUAAAGGACCACUGGCAAGCAAACUAUGGAUGAGGAAAACAUGACAAAAAGCGAAGAGCAGCAUUUGAGUUUGCAAAAAGCCCUGCAGCAGUGCGAACUCGUUCAAAAUAUGAUAGACAUUAGCAUCUCCAGUUUGGAGGGGUUAAGGACCAAAUGUGCCACAACCAACGACUUGACACAAAAAGAGAUGCGAACACUAGAGGGCAAGCUGGUGAAGUAUUUCAGCAGGCAGCUCUCCUGCAAGCGGAAGGUCUCCCUACAGGAGCGCAAUGCAGAGCUGGAGGGCUUCCCACACCUCACACACUGGUUCCGCAUUGUCAACAUGCGCAAGGAGGUCACGGAGGAGAUCGGUCCAGAUGAGCUGACCCUGGAAGCCCUGCUGGAGAUGAGUGAUGAGCAGGUGUGUGAGACCGUGCAGAAGUACGGAGCCAGCAGUGAGGAAUGUGCUCCGAACGGAGCUCUGCAGUGUCUCCUGACUCUGCACAUGAAGGAACAGAGAGAACUAUUGUCAAUGCACAGUAACAGCCAUUCCAAGCAGGACUGGGCCAUCCAGUGGCCAACGUCCGAAACUGGGAAGGAGAACAACCCCAUUAGCCAGCCUGAGCCCAGCCAGUGGAUCCGCUUUCACCUAUCCCAGAGCCCCAAGGUCCAGUCCAAGUACAAUCAGCACUACUGCCAGAGCCCGCAGAGCCUGGGCCCAAACUACAUGCAUGUGGACCGGCUCACGGUGGAGAGCUACCCUGGACUCUUCCCCCCCUUGGAAGGGCACCGCUCCUUACCUCCGUCCCCUCGGCAGCGGCACUUGGCCCACACCCCUCCCCGGACCCCCCCCAUGCAGGCCACCAUGACGCCCCCGGGCACCCCGCCGGUGAGGAGGAGGAACAAGUCGAAAGCGCCGGGAACACCCCCUCCCGCCUCCCGCAAGCUGAUCCACCUCCUGCCCGGAUUCACUUCGCUGCACCGGAGCAAAUCCCACGAGUUCCAGCUGGGGAACAGAGUGGACGAGGCGCAGACACCCAAAACUAAGAAGAAGACCAAACCCCUGAAUCUCAAGAUCCACAACAGUGUGGGGAGCUGUGAGAACAUCCCCUCUCAGCGCUCCCCUCUCCUCUCCCAGCGCUCCCCUCUCCUCUCCGAGCGCUCCCUGCGAUCCUUCUUCGUCGGGUAUCCCUCUUUCCUGCCCUCGACUCCGCCUGUUCACAGCGAUGCCACUUUCUCUGCAAACACACUGUCAGUGCCUCGAUGGUCUCCUCAGAUUCCCCGUAGAGAUCUGGGGAAUUCAAUAAAACACAGGUUUUCCACCAAGUACUGGAUGUCACAGACAUGCAUAGUGUGUGGGAAAGGAAUGCUGUUUGGACUGAAAUGUAAAAACUGCAAGUUGAAGUGCCACAACAAAUGCACCAAAGAAGCCCCACCAUGUCAUUUACUUCUUAUUCAGCGUGGAGGAGUCCAGCAGGAGGGCAGCCACUUAUACACAGCACGUCUCGUUCGAACUGAAUCUGUCCCCUGCGACAUAAACAACCCCCUCAGGAGACCCCCCAGGUAUUCAGACCUGCACGUCAGCCAAACGCUCCCCAAAACCAAUAAAAUUAACAAGGAUCACAUUCCUGUUCCCUAUCAGCCCGACUCCAGCAGCAACCCCUCGUCAACCACCUCCUCCACGCCGUCAUCACCAGGGGACCACCCCUCCCCACAAUGCACCAGGCAGCAGAAGCAGUUCAACCUCACAGCUUCUCAUUAUUACAAGUACAAGCAGCAGUUCAUUUUUCCAGAUGUUACACCAGAGGAGCCAAGUCGGGCUCCACAAGUCAUUCUUCAUCCUGUCAAUUCUGACUCAGCCAAUGAAGGGAAUCCCCUGCUUCAAAUUGAAGUUGAACCUACAUCAGAUAAUGAAGAUGGUAAUGAUGAGGCCAAGGACUCUGAAGAUGAGUUUGAGGAGAUGAACCUCUCUCUCCUCUCUGCCCGGACUUUCCCCCGGAAAGCCAGUCAAACCAGCAUCUUCCUGCAGGAGUGGGACAUUCCCUUCGAGCAGCUGGAGAUCGGAGAGCUCAUUGGGAAGGGCCGCUUCGGCCAGGUUUUCCACGGCCGCUGGCACGGCGAGAUAGCCAUCCGGCUAAUAGACAUUGAGCGGGACAACGAGGACCAGCUCAAAGCCUUCAAGAGGGAAGUCAUGGCUUACCGAAACACCAGACACGAGAAUGUUGUGCUUUUCAUGGGCGCCUGCAUGAGCCCCCCGCACUUAGCCAUUAUUACAAGUUUGUGUAAAGGAAGGACCCUGUACUCUGUCGUGAGAGAUGCCAAAAUCGUCCUGGACGUCAACAAAACCAGACAGAUCGCGCAAGAGAUUGUAAAGGGGAUGGGCUAUCUCCACGCCAAAGGAAUUCUUCACAAAGAUAUGAAGUCUAAGAAUGUAUUCUACGACAACGGCAAAGUGGUCAUAACCGAUUUCGGUCUCUUCACCAUAUCUGGCGUCUUACAGGCGGGCAGCAGGCGAGAGGACAAGCUGAGGAUCCCCAGCGGCUGGCUGUGUCACCUGGCUCCUGAGGUCAUCCGACAGCUUUCACCCGACACAGAGGAGGACAAGCUCCCUUUCUCAAAGCAGUCCGAUGUGUUUGCAUUUGGAACUAUUUGGUAUGAGUUACAUGCACGCGAGUGGCCUUUCAAGAAUCAACCAGCAGAGGCGAUCAUAUGGCAAGUGGGAAGCGGAAUGAAACCUAACCUCAGCCAGAUCGGCAUGGGGAAAGAGAUAUCUGACAUCCUGAUUUUCUGCUGGGCAUUUGAGCAGGAGGAGAGACUGAGCUUCUCCAAACUAAUGGAGAUGCUUGAAAAAUUGCCAAAGCGCAAUCGCCGCCUAUCCCACCCUGGACACUUCUGGAAGUCAGCUGAGCUGUGACAGAUUGAGUGAUGGGACUGUGCCUUUCUUGCGUGAUGCACCUCCCCCUGUGCUUUACUCCCUCCCCAUCGGCCAAGAAUCAGAAGGGGCCGCGGACUGAAUCCAAAACAGGGAAGCCUCACCACCUCCCACCCCCAAACCUUCCCAAAAAAGCACCUGGUUUUCUGACGCUGUAUCUCAGUUCUUCUGACCUCUCGUCUCGUGCCAGUUGUGUUUGUUUGUAUUUAAUUUCACGUGUGUCUUUUUUUUUUUAAAACAUAUCAUGUUACAUUUUCAAAUAUAAAACAUGUAUUUAUUGAUGUAUUUUAUUUGAUCCUCCCAUAUCCUUGUUUGCUCUGCAUGCCUGUGUGCCUCAAUAGGCAUGAACAUUGCACUACUAUUCAGAACUCUGUGGAUAUCAUGAAUGCCUUCACUGUGAAAUCCAUGGAUAUUACUGUUUCGGAACGACAUUACCACACAGUAAUAUGUGAAAGAAAUGUUUUCUCCCAUUUCAGGGACUCGUUUUUAAUUUCUUUCUUUCCUUUUUCCUCAUGUUCUGUGGUAUUCACAUGUGUGUGACUGCUGGAGUUUAGUUAUUUGUUGGUUUGUUCUGUCUAAAAGGUGUCUUUAUACUCGUAUGAUUUGAUUUGCAAAUCAGGUUAGUGAUGUGGUCAAAUUUUAUACUUGUAUGGUUCUUGUAGAUUUUACACAGAUUUUACAGUAACUAACUGGCAAGUUUGAUUUUCUUUUCCUUCAUAUUUCUGCAUGAUAACAAACACAGAGUGUGCUUUAUCAUAUGCUGGCUAACAUUGUGGUAAAACAGUAAAGUUAAAAAUAAUAAUAAUAAUAAAAUCCUCACACUGGUCUUUUUGAAGCUAAUGAUCAUGAACUCCAUUUCCACUGUGAUGUCAAAUAACACUCUGGUCUGAGUUAAAUGAGUCUAUGGUUCUGCAUAGCUAUGCCUUACAAUGGAGAUGAUGGCACCAUCAUAUUGGUUUAAUCUAGACCCCCCCACCCCUCAUUAAAUACGAAUGUCUACAGUUAGCAUUCAAUGUCAACUGCCUGCCUUUUAUUCAUUUUUUCACCUGUGUCACUUCUUUCUGAUUGAUCGGUUCAUUAGUAAUCAAUUCCCCAUUCCAAUUUGAAUUCCUUUGCAGGGACUGGAAUUGAUAUUUAACAUAUUUCAUAAUUGUUGUGAUUGUUCAGCUGCUUUCAUUUGAAACCAAUUUAAUGGAAUUAACAGUGACUUCAGUGUAAAGUGAUGUGCUGCCACUGUGAGAAGCUCAUUUUGAUGGAAUGCUGCCAGUUGCCAUUGUGAUCAAUGAUGUGUUGGAAUCGAUUGAAAGGGGAUGGCAAUGGGAGCUGGGAAUUGAAAGACAGGAUUGGACCCCCAGCUCUGGUUGGGAUGCCCAGGUGGAUGCUCUUCCCCUCCGCUAGUCCCUACGGGUAGUGCCAGUAUUGCCACCUCAUGUUCAUUGGGAUUGCACUGCAGGGCACCACACGAGUUGAAGAGUUUGUAUCGCUUGCUAGGUGUCUUCUUUAUCUGCAGAUCAUUCUGAUGGUUAUCUUUUAAACUGCAGUUUUAAGUGGGGAUACCUCUGUGAGGUUAUGAGUGAAGCUACAUGAUUAUUAUAACCUUUCAGCUGCAGUGCCCUCACUAGCAUCUGACUGCAAACAGUGGUUGCCGACUUACUUAAGUGAGAUUGUCUCCUAUGCUAAAAUAACAUUGUACAAAAGACAAGCUUACCAUGUCAGAAAAGGUGUGCGCUUCACAUGGGCUUGCAAUGCAGACAUUAGGAAAAGACUCUUGAAAAAUAACAGCCAAUUAAAAAAGAGACACACCAAUGAAGAUUUAAAAUAGUUCACAUAUACUAUUUUUUUUUUUUUUUUUUUUGCACUGAGAAAUGUUGGAAUGUUUUACUAGAGAACAAGGACAGGCUGGAGAAAACAAGGCUAUGAAUACAAUUGUUUUGCACAUUUACUGUAUUUUUGCUAAACUAAUUUCACAGCAUUAGAACUCAGAUACUAUAUUAACAACAUGUCAUGUUCGUCAUGCUGUGUUUCACUCAGCGUUCCCAUGACAACCUAUGAAGCCCUAGAGAUAAAAAAGAAAAAAAGGACAAAGUGAUAGAAAAGGGCAUUUGUUUUUCUUCUUUAUGACAGAUUAUUAAGACUGAGAGUCUUCUCAUAGUUGGAAUGGUCUUUAAACCCAAUUAAAAAAGGGCACAUUUGAAUUUGAUCAGAUGCAGCAUAAACCUUACCCAGUACAUCUGUUAUAAUCGACACAGCUUUUCAAAAAAUAUGUAUUUAUUAAGAAGGAAAACGUAAGAUAUUUAUAAUUAUAGGCACAUAGUUUGAAGUCUAAGGCAUAGUCUAAAAGAGGAUUGGAACAGUAUAGAAAUAGCAAGAAACUCCUUCAAAAAACAGAUUGCUGCUCUGUCCUGCAACGCCGUUUUUUCUUGAUGCUUAUUGAAUCCAUCUCAUAAUAUGAAUCCUUCCAUAGUGUUCCAGCGGACUGUAUGGGGCAGGGGGAUUACUAUUCACGAGGUUGUAACAUGUGUAAACACUAGCUUGUGUGCUGUUGCAAAUGUGAUACUCAUUGUUAAACAAUGUCAGUCAAACCUUGGCUUUUACCAGCCAAGUCUGUAAUUAUAUCAUAUAAAAUAAUUGCAACAACAUUGUAAUUACAGCGUAGUUUUAUUAUUUCUACCGACACUACAUAGACACUGGAUGUGGGUCAAUGUUGUUAAGAACUGUAAUAACAUUUAAGUAGCACUUGAAUGCAAGUCUCAUGGUCAUUUUUUCCGAGCAUGGUGAUGGUGAGAUGGCUGCAUCAUGCAGAGUGUGGCUUCAUUAUGGGGGGUGGAAACUGCAGCUGGUGUAUAGAAGGGUCCAGUGGAACAUCAGGGUUCUGUUUUAGCAAGGCAGAGAUUCACUGCAAAACAUCAUGACUAUUCAUUCUUAUCAUACGAACUCUACUCAUCCACUCAGCGUGCACUAGAGAUAGAAACACUCAUUUCAUAUUCACAAGCAUAAGUACUGAAGGCAUUGGAAACGAGUAGCACACAAAAAGGCAACUGUUUAACAGAGAGAGAGAGAGAGAGAGAGAGACAGAAAGCAAUGCACACACAUACACACAUUCACAUAAAAUAAACACACAUUCACACACUGUAUAUACAAGUCUGAAUUAAUAUUCCUUUGAAGUGAGGUUCAGACCAUACUUCAUUGCCCUCUCAUCAUAGACCUGUCAUUUUGUUCUUGCAUGUGCAAUAGCUGUACUGUUGACGCUACAGGAAGACAAACAAAGCGAAGUUUGCUAUAAGUUUGGUAUUAGAACGUCUUUUUCUUGAUCCCCUUGCUGUACUGUAUAAGAGAGAGUGGAGGAUAGUUUAGAUUUGGGAAACUCAGCUCUCUUCUAGUCUUAAUAUAGGGACAAGUGGAAGACACAAAUGCAUGAUUGCCUCGUAUGAGGGUGCAGUUUCUUGCCCCCAUAUAAAACAAUGGAAAAAAAGCAAUAUGUGACCCAAACCACUUAUUUUCAAUAUUUCAUGAAUAAAAAGAUUAAUUUGAAAUUUGAAACCUUUGUGCUUGAGAAGGUUUUUUUUUGGUUUUUUUUGUAGCUAUACCUCAAUUUUUUAUUUUUUAUUCCACAUAAAAAAGUACUGUUGUACCUGUAAAGUGAAAUCUGGGAGCAUGUUCAUGUUUUAGUUACAUAUUCAUAAUGAAUAUAGAGAUUAAAGGCAUGCUGCCUUCUGAAUAUUUUUCUAAAUAGGGGUGGUUGCAUCAUAUUCAUGCACACAUAUCUUCAACUGGACUUACUUUAUUAAUUGACUUCAGAAAUCACAUUAGACCGAUUUGUUAUGAAUGUAAAAUUAUGGACUUCAUAAAUUUAAUAUGUUAACUGAAAAGCAUAUUUUUUAUACAUAAAAUAUUUGAAACUGGAGAUGGUGAGCUGUUCAGCUGAUGUGUGUGGGUUUUAUUUUGAACUUUACUGAAGGUUAUCGUGCAACUUUACAUUCAUUUCUGCAGCUUGAUUGUAAUUACAGCAGACUGUGUCUGGACCCCUGCUGAAAUGCUCUCUUGGCUUCAAUUCGCUUGCAAGUCACUGUUUGAAGUCACAAGUGUCAGUAACUAGCAUGUUUUUUGUGAAUAGUGACUUCGAAAGCUUUGUCAACUGCAAAAGCCUACUUCUGUAAACUAAGAAAAAGUAUGUUUUAUAGUCUUAGCCUGUAUAGUGCUACCAGCUUCAUGGGCCAAUGUGAAUUUUCAGUGUUACUUUUGAUGACUGUUGCAGAAUGAGCUGGGAGUAUUAUCAUCUUCACCAAGUUAGCAUCCUCCUCCUCCUCCUCA